Molecule: messenger RNA, 1063 nt
Organism: Drosophila hydei
Lineage: Eukaryota; Metazoa; Arthropoda; Insecta; Diptera; Drosophilidae
Product: cytochrome c1-2, heme protein, mitochondrial
Exons: 1
Coding region: 77-1063 (328 amino acids)
Biological process (GO): mitochondrial electron transport, ubiquinol to cytochrome c
Molecular function (GO): heme binding; electron transfer activity
Source: RefSeq, a predicted model, not a curated record
CCAGGGGAUUGGGUUAUAUUUAGUCCACAUUUUACAGCACUGCUUGACAGUAUUAGUGUCAAUAGGAAAAGGCAGUAUGCGCUUAAAUAUGGCUAGCAAAUUUGUAAAUUUUGGCUCCAAGCUGUUCAAGUCAUCGAAGAACUUGUUAAGUUCUGCAUACGCAAAGCGCAGCUCAUCGUCGGGCAGUGCUAGAAAAUGGAUUGGAGCCCGCCAGAAGUUGUUGACUUUUGGUGCGCUGACCGGAGCAACUGGGCUAUUGAUGUACGCCAUGGAUGCCAGUGUGGACGCGUCCAGCGACAAUGUGCAUCCGGCCAAGCAGCUGUGGCCGCACAAGGGCCUGUUGACGGCCAUUGACAAGGAGAGCGUACGGCGUGGCUAUCAGGUGUAUAAGGAGGUGUGCUCCUCCUGCCAUUCGCUGCAGUAUAUAGCGUAUCGUAAUUUGGUGGGCGUUUGCAUGACCGAGUCGGAGGCCAAAGCUGAGGCAGAGGGCAUUACCGUGCACGACGGACCCGACGAGGAUGGCAACUAUUUUGAUCGUCCUGGCAAGUUGUCCGACUAUAUGCCAAUGCCUUAUCCCAAUGAGGAAGCUGGCCGAGCUGCAAACAAUGGCGCCUAUCCGCCAGAUCUUAGCUACAUCGUGUCGGCACGCAAAGGCGGCGAGGAUUAUAUAUUCGCCCUAUUGACGGGCUACUGUGACCCACCAGCUGGCUUUGCGUUGCGCGAUGGCCUUUACUUUAAUCCGUACUUUAGCGGAGGCGCCAUUGCCAUGGGUCAGCUUAUCUCCAAUGAAUCGGUGACCUAUGCUGACGCAGAUGUGGCACCAUCAGCCAGCCAAAUUGCUAAGGAUGUGACCACAUUUCUGUGUUGGACUUCGGAGCCGGACUAUGACAUUCGCAAGCUUCUCGUAAUCAAGGUGUUCAUCAUAUCAUCAUUUUUGAUUGCACUCACCUACUACAUAAAGCGCUUGAAGUGGUCUUCACUGAAGACACGUAAGAUAUUCUAUCUUCCAGAGAUUCAAGAGAAUGCUAAGAAAGCUGCCGAAGGUGCUAAGAAUUCAAAAUAA